UAUUUUUUACCCUGAACCAAUCGCUGAAAAGCUCUUAUCUUAGAUGUAGCUUAGAUUGUGUUGGGCACCAUUUUUUCCACUGAUCUGUAUCGGUAUAGCAAGUAUAACCGUCCUUUGGCGCAACACACCAGCUACAUGUAUGCUGAAGUCCUUUUCCGUUCGAACUCUUUGGGUAGAAUUUGUGGGAUUUCUGAGGACCAAAAUUCAAGAGCAAUGGCUUCACCAGACUCUCUACAAGAAGAAUUCAUGGAGGAAUCCCUCACUUGUUCUUCCUGCAAGAACACCUACAACGACCCUCGAGUCCUGCCAUGUCUUCACUCUGUCUGUGCCACGUGUCUCGUAGCGGCACAGAAGGAAGAGAGCCUGUUCACCUGCCCUACCUGCCAGAACCAGGUAACACUAAAGGGUGAAGAUUCGGUCGACAGUUUUCCUACCAAUUUCUACAUCAAGAACUUGCUGAACUCAAGGAUGCUACAGAACAGCGAAGAAGCCAAGUGUGAGAUGUGUAAGUCUGGGGCGAAGGUGGAGGGGACAUGCGGUGACUGUAGGCUUCUGCUGUGUGGGAACUGUGUAACAGCACACACAAACUCACCAGCCCUGAAGGAACAUUACAUAAUCACCCUGGAUGACCUGACAAACCCCAGCAGUAGGGCAAAGUUCACAGGAGCGGAGUACUGUUCAAAACACCCUGACAUGCGCACAACAUUCUACUGCGCGCCCUGCUCCAAGCUCGUGUGCCAACACUGCACCGUCACUGAACACCGAGAGGGCUGGAAGCACAGUCCACGAAAAAUCAGUGAACUGGCUCAGAAGUGCAAGUAUGAGCUACAGACACUGGUGCAGAAAACCCAGGACACAACCGACACCCUGAAGAACACAAGGGACACCAUCGGGAAAGAAAUGAAGUGUGUCGCAGCAAACUGUCAAGCGGAGAGGACCAAAAUCCGGGAAUAUUUUGUACAGCUGAGGGCUAAACUGGACAAGGCAGAGCAGGACGUCAUAGACAAGCUAGCUAAGAUGGAAGAGGCACAGCUAGAAACUCUGGCAAAGGAAAAAGAAGGUUUCAAAGAGACUUUGAGAUCUACCGAAGAAGGAGUCAAGUUCUGCACAGAUGUUCUAGCUAGGAACAGUGAUGCAGAGAUUGUGACCCUUAAAAAACAGCUAGAAAACAGGCUGAAGCAUCUUGGUAACACCGCAAAUCAGGUCAAGCACGAACCACUAAAAAAGCAUGUAACGUUCCAGCCUAGUGGUGAGAUUAAGUGUGACUUGAACCUGACUUGUAAGCCGCUAGUUGUCACAAAAGCCCCAGUAGAAAGCCUGCCAACUACUGUGGUGUUCAGGCCAGAGAAAGGCCAAGUUCAGGGAAGUCCACAAGUCACUGUCACCUCUCCUGGGGGGCAGUGCGUUAUGUUAGAGACCACCAAAGUCAGCGAGGGGUGUUUUGAAGCCGAGUGGAGGCCGCAAACAUCAGGGAAGCAUGUGGUGGGGGUGGCUACAGAGGGCAAGCGGGGUUGGGGGAGGGGUACAGCCCCUUUAAUUGUGGACGUGAGAAGUAACAACCCUGUUUUAAAAUUUGGGAAGAAGGGAAGCCAGGAGGGUGAUUUUGACAGGCCUCUAGAUGUAGCAGUCUGGGGGGAGAGGCUGUAUGUUGCUGAUACUUUCAACAAGCGUGUUCAGGUGUUUGACAUCAGUGGGGAGUUUUGCUUCUCGUUUUCAACAACUUCUAACCCAGAGUCGCUUGCAGUUCAGACUAGCGAUGGCACCAUAAUUGUGCAGUGUGGGGAAGAAGUGAUGAAGUUUUCACCAUCAGGAGAGCUGCAGAAGAAACUGCAUCUGGGCGAGCACUGCGCUAACAUUAGUGGGUUGGCAGUACAGAAGGAUGGGGGGGUUGUUGUAGCUGAUUUUAGCCAGAACAUAUUUCUGUUUGUGGAAGCGGAUGGGACGCUUGUGAAACAGGUGGGAGGGCAGGGACCAGGGGAGGGGCAGUUCAAGUCUGUGUCUUUUGUCUGUGUGGAUGAGGAAAGUAACAUCAUCGUGGCAGACACGCUUCAGAACUGUGUUCAGGUGUUUGAUAUCUGUCUGAACUUUAUGACCAAGUUUGGGGAGCAUGGCAUGGAGCCUCAGCAAGUGUGGGGUCCUACAGGGGUGUCAGCUGACAGCAGGGGGAACAUAGUUCUGGCAAAUGUAGGGGACAAGUCUGAUGUAGGUGGUGUAGAGCAUGGCAAGAAGCUUCAGGUGUUCCGCCCAGACGGCACCUGGGUGUCCACCAUCAGCAGUGAUGGGGACAAACUGAACAAACCCCACGGGGUGGCUGUGACAGAGGAUGGACAUGUGUUUGUAGUGGAUUAUGCUGACCACUGUAUCAGGAAGUACAGAUACAUGUGAGGAGCAAAAUUUCUCAAAUGUUUUAGCUUUGUUCUACAAA
Molecule: messenger RNA, 2425 nt
Organism: Branchiostoma belcheri (Belcher's lancelet)
Lineage: Eukaryota; Metazoa; Chordata; Leptocardii; Amphioxiformes; Branchiostomatidae
Product: E3 ubiquitin-protein ligase TRIM71-like
Exons: 1
Coding region: 136-2385 (749 amino acids)
Biological process (GO): positive regulation of DNA-templated transcription
Cellular component (GO): nucleoplasm; chromatin
Molecular function (GO): protein binding; ubiquitin-protein transferase activity; zinc ion binding
Source: RefSeq, a predicted model, not a curated record